This is a messenger RNA of Hibiscus syriacus, 1541 nucleotides long. RefSeq lists its product as uncharacterized. Lineage: Eukaryota; Viridiplantae; Streptophyta; Magnoliopsida; Malvales; Malvaceae. The transcript has 9 exons. The record is from RefSeq and is a predicted model, not a curated record. The coding region runs from base 29 to 991 and encodes 320 amino acids. Gene Ontology annotation, biological process: regulation of DNA repair.
CUAAAGCUCUGAACUUGAAAUUGAGAUUAUGAAAAUGUCGAGUUUUGCGUGUAAUCUGAACUCCAAAAUCUCUGCAGCCCUUCAGUUUCGUGCUUCCUCAAUUCCCUGGGUGAAUGGAAACAGGGCAAUAUUAUGUUUGAAGGAGAGGGAAUAUAGUUCAUCAGUUCCAGUAAGGUAUAUUCCUAAGAAACCUUUGGAAACUGAAGAGCCCGAAGCUUCUUCACAUUCAAAGGGUUUGAGAAAGAAUGAAUCUCGUAAAUACCCUGCUUCGAAUGCAUUUGGAAGAAAGUUUACAAAUAAUAGAAGCAGUGUUGUUGAUAAAAAGUCGCAAACACGAAACGGAAUGGUCAAGAAAAAUGUAUUAUAUGAUGAUGUUAAACAAGGCCAUGAAAUAAUGGAGAAUCCCGUAGAUAUGGUUGAGGAGAUGCCUCAAGGACAGGGUAAUAGUGGAAAGAAUUCAUUACAAGUUUGCAAGGGAAUCUUAGAUGCCGAGAAGUCAGCAAUUGAAUUACUUGCGGCAAGAGCAUAUACAGCAGUUGAACUGAGAAAGAAACUGCUUGUGAAGAGAUUCCCUCCGGAGAUUGUCGAGACAGUGAUUAGGGAUUUCCACAAUAGAGGAUUUAUCAAUGAUAGCUUGUAUGCGGAAGCAUUUUCUCGAUCUAGAUGGUCUUCAUCAACCUGGGGACCAAGGAGAAUCAAGCAAGCAUUGUUCAAGAAGGGAAUAAGUGAAGCUGAUGCAGAAACCGCAUUAAAACUCGUAUUUGAGGGUCAGAUUGAUGACUCUAAUGAUGAUCAGGAAUCCCGGCUUGGUUUGUCAAAGCUGUCGAUGGAUCACCUCUUAAUUCAGGCCUCAAAGCAAUGGCUUCGAGGUCAGGAUGUCUCCAAAGAGACACGCAAGUCAAGGAUUGUACGGUGGCUUCAGUAUCGCGGUUUCAACUGGGGUGUUAUUGGUUUCAUUGUAAAGAAGUUGGAAUCUCAGUAUCCUCCCUAAAGCAUUGAAAAGGAUGGUUCAGCAGAGUAUUAAUGACAAUUCCAGGUUUUGGGUUUAGAUUAGGUUUAAUACCCGUAAUUCGAGUUUCAAAAUUCAUGUCGGAGCAUGGUCGGCCAUUGCCGAAAUUCGGUGAAUGGGAUGUCAACGAUCCAGCAUCAGCCGAGGGGUUUACUGUGAUCUUUAACAAGGCAAGAGACGAGAAGAAAACUGGUGGCAAAACCGAGCCAGCAGCAAACGCUGAUGCUAAUAGUAAGCCAGGGGCAGAUCCAGGAAAACCACAGCAAAAAAAGAGUCUCUGCUGCGUGUUGUAAACCGUAGCCGUUCUCGGCUUCUAUCACGAUGUGUCCUCCUUCAUUUUGGAAAAAAAAGGCAUUUCUGCCUGCAAGCAACACUGGUGGAAUCUUGAUGAAGUCCGGCAUGUAAACGAGCUUCUGCAAGUAUGUUCAAGCCACCACCAUAUAUAUAUAAACAAAAACCAGAUCUUCAGUGCUGUUAUAAGUCCUGGAAUUACUUUUUGUGUGUGGUCUAAAAUUUAAUUCGCGUGUUUGUC